GGGUUGGAGAGAGAGAGAGAGAGAGAGAGAGAGAUGGGGGAGUCGCAGUGCAGAGGAAUAGCAGCUGCAGCAGCAGCAUUAUUGAUGGUUGUUUGGGUUGGGGUGAGUGAUGGUCAACUGGCUUAUGAUUACUACAAGACAACAUGUCCAGAUGCUGAAGACAUUGUCAGGAGGGAGGUGCUGAGCUUUGCUCUCUCGGAUGCAACUGCACCUGCUGCCUUCCUCAGGCUCAUGUUUCAUGACUGCCAAGUACAGGGAUGCGACGCUUCGAUACUUCUCGACCCGGUCGGCGUGAAGUCAGAGAUGAGAUCGUCAAGGAACUUCGGCAUCAGGAAGCUCGAAGAGAUCGAGCAUGUCAAGGCGGCGUUGGAAGCUGAAUGCCCUGGUCAGGUAUCUUGUGCAGACAUAGUUGCAUUAGCUGCAAGAGAAUCGGUGGCUCUGAGUGGAGGACCGCACAUUGCCAUUCCACUUGGGAGGAAAGACUCGAGAGCUAGCAAUUACCAGCAAGCCGAUGCUCAUCUCCCUUCUCCAAGUAUUUCUGUCGAUGCAUUCCUUCAGACCUUCAUGGCGAAAGGGUUGAAUCUCGAGGAAUCGGUCGCUAUCUUGGGUGCGCAUACUCUAGGCGAGGGACACUGCCUGAACAUCGUCGACAGAUUGUACAACCCGAAAGCCGACGAUCAAAUGAACUCGGUGUUCGAAGCUCGGCUCAGACUGCAAUGCCCAACUCCAGCUCCCCUGACAAAUCUCACAACCGUAUCCAAUGACAUAACCCCGACAAUAUUCGACAACCAGUACUACAGGGACAUUUUGUUGGGCAAGGGCUUGUUUCUCAUCGACUCGGGCAUCUCGAGAGAUCCUCGCACUUCCGAUCUGGUUAAGCAAUUCGCCAUCGACUGGGACUACUUCUUCCGCGCAUUUUCCUCAGCGUUCGUCAAGCUCUCCUCGACCAACAUUCUCAGCAAGGCGAGGGGCGAAGUGCGGAAACAAUGCGGUCGGGUGAACUAAGUGCACACAGAAUUUAAGCAUUCCCAUUUCUUAUCACGGCGAAUGAAGUAUAUUCAUCACAGAUUUACUGUAUGUGUGAAUCCUUAGAAAAUACUGGUGGUGUGAUGGAAUGAAGUCAAGAGGCUAUAUAAAUGAACUCACAUGCGAUUGUUCCUCAACAA
Messenger RNA from Rhodamnia argentea, 1166 nucleotides. Its product is annotated as peroxidase 29. The transcript is spliced from 3 exons. The record is from RefSeq and is a predicted model, not a curated record. NCBI's taxonomy places the organism in Eukaryota, Viridiplantae, Streptophyta, Magnoliopsida, Myrtales, Myrtaceae. Gene Ontology annotation, molecular function: heme binding; peroxidase activity. Bases 34 to 1005 code for a protein of 323 amino acids. Gene Ontology annotation, biological process: hydrogen peroxide catabolic process; response to oxidative stress.